UAUCUAAUAAUGAUACAUUUUCAUAUCAAAGAGUACCUAGAGCUGUAGAAAACACAUCACUUGACAUACUCUCUUAUACACAAGAUGUGGUUAUUGUCCAGUUCUAUAUCCCCCAAAUUAUACUGGAGUGUACUGGUGAAGCUCCUGAACUUGUUACAGUUACUGUACAGUGUAAUGGAACUGAUAGCAGUACAACUUACCAAAUAAGGAAUAUGAAUGAUAUAACAGGAUCAGUUUCAGUCCCUCAGUAUCAACAGUGUAAUAUCAGUAUUGUAUUUAGUAAUGAGGCUGGUAGUAGUGAACCAUUUAUACUAGCAUUUGAUACAUAUCCUCCUUCUCCUAACAUCACUAAUGUCACUAAACUCACUGCUACUACUAGUACUAUUGGUACUGCUGGUACCAUUAAUACACAUUUUAGUAUCACUACUACAAUACAAACACUCCCUACCACCACACCUGUUCCAACAACACUUAAUGUCAGUACUGUUACACCUGUUUCAGCAACUCUUAAUGUCAGCACUGUUAUCACUGCAUCAUCAUCAGGUGUUGUUAUUAUAUUAUUGCUAAUAAUAAUAAUAAUUCUCACUGUACUUGUUAUGACAUAUAAAAGGAAGUUAAAGAGGUUUGCCUCAAUGCAACAACAGCAGCAACAAGAGGUACCUACUGCACCUAAUGAAGCAUAUGAAUUCAACACUUUAAUGAUUACUAAUAACAAUAAUACUACUAAUCCUAAUCCUGCUUAUGGAGAAGUCAGAGGAUACAGAGGAGGAGCAGUUAACAUGUGAACCAUUUGUAGUAAAACACAUUUUAGUGACUAAAUUUAGAGAUGUGUGUGUGUGUGUGUGUGUGUG
Messenger RNA from Amphimedon queenslandica, 851 nucleotides. RefSeq lists its product as uncharacterized. The record is from RefSeq and is a predicted model, not a curated record. The transcript has 7 exons. Lineage: Eukaryota; Metazoa; Porifera; Demospongiae; Haplosclerida; Niphatidae. The coding region runs from base 213 to 785 and encodes 190 amino acids.